Ipomoea nil (Japanese morning glory) is the source of this 1377-nucleotide messenger RNA. RefSeq lists its product as uncharacterized. Lineage: Eukaryota; Viridiplantae; Streptophyta; Magnoliopsida; Solanales; Convolvulaceae. The transcript has 4 exons. The coding region runs from base 1 to 1377 and encodes 458 amino acids. The record is from RefSeq and is a predicted model, not a curated record.
AUGGCUAAGGCCUAUGACCGGGUAUCCUGGUUUUUCCUUGUCUCUGUGAUGCGUAAGAUGGGAUUUUCGGAAGUCUGGAUUGACUUAGUCUAUCGUGUUGUUUCAAAUGUGUGGUACUCUGUCAUAGUCAAUGGGGUCAAAGAGGGUUUCUUUACCUCGUCCCGUGGAUUGAGGCAAGGAGACCCACUCUCCCCUAGUCUUUUUAUAAUCGCUGCAGAGGUCCUCUCUACGUUCAUCGCUUGCGUCCAUCAGGAUGAGGCUGUCCCUAGAUUUUCCCAGCCUGCUGGUACUCCUCAUAUUCAUCACUUAGCUUAUGCUGACGACGUUAUUAUUUUUAGUACUGGGAGACAUGGGGCAAUCUGCAAAGUCAUUCGUGCUUUAAAAGAUUAUGAAGGGAUUUCUGGCCAAAUGGUCAGUUUUCCUAAGAGUGCUUUUUAUAUGCAUCUUGACACCUCGGGUCGGGUAAUUCGUAGGAUUGGGGACAUCACUAGAUGCAUUCAUAGAUCCUUCCCUUUCACCUAUCUUGGGUGCCCUAUGUAUGUAGGGAGGAAGAAGUGCGUUUAUUUUUCAUCUGUGGUGGACAAGCUUGUGCCCCUCCUAAGUAGGUUAUUCGGGACCUGGAGAGGUGUUUUGCCGCCUUUUUCUGGAGGCAGUCGGGAGGUGCACGCUACAAUUGGGCUUCAUGGAAAACGCUCUCCCUACCUAAAAAAAAAGGGUGGAGAGGGAUUCCUUGACCUUGACUUGAUGAUGCGGGCAUCUAGUGCGAAGCUUUGGUGGAAUUUCCGCAAGGUGUAUUCCCUGUGGGGAAGUUUCAUGACUGCUAAGUACUGCAGUCGAGUUCACCCGGUGGCGAAACGAGUGCGAACCUCCGAUUCACACACUUGGAAGCGAAUGCUUAUCGUCAAGAAUGAGGUAGAAGUAGUCUUAGGAUGGCGCCUGACUCACGGGGAUGUUAAUCUCUGGUGGGAUAAUUGGUCCAGCAUCGGCACACUAGGGCGCCUUUACCCCUUCCCGGGGGUUGAGUACUCUGGUGAUCUAUUGUCUGACUUCAUUCAGGACGGAGAGUUAAACCUAUCGGCGUAUGAUGACCUUCUGCCGCCUAGGUUGGAGGCUGACAUGUCCCGUCUGGGUCAAAGAGUGUCAUUUCUUGCUUGGCGUGUGUUAAGGGGCCGCUUGCCCACUGAUGAUGCCAUGGCUAGAUUUGGGCGCCUUAUUGUUUCCAGAUGCUGGUGCUGCAAUAACCCUGUUAGGGAAACUAUUGAUCACAUCUUUUAUGCGGGGGAGACUGCUAGGGCUGUUGCCUUAUCUUAUCCUUUGGGAGUUAUGGAAGCACAGGAACACAUGCUUACAUGGCAGAGGGCCGCCGAGUGUACCUAG